AUGGAGCACCUUAUGGAAAACAACUUCGUCUUUGCGAGCCAGUUCCUGCAGCAUAGCGUCUGCAUGGCAAUCUGCGUAUUGCUGUACGUGGAUGGCACCAGAUUGAUACGACUUGGGGCCAGCAUUGCCUACGUGGUGCAUGUGAGUGCUGCUCACGGACUCAUCAAGUGGCAAUCCGUUCACAUACGGCUCUACCUUGUCAUCCUCUUUUCAAUCGGGAUAGCAGAGACCCUGGAGACAAGACACAUGCAGCUAUCUGACGUGGCUGUCAUGCAAACCUUGAAUGCCGUCUUUCGACUUUGUAUGGUGGCUUUGCAUGUUGAGCCCCGCAUUCAUACCGUCGGUCAGAUAUCGAUGUCAGUGACCGAUGUCCUGGUGAAGCUGAUGAUUCAUGGGCCCAGCGCAAACAUGAUGGCAUAUGCAUUUGUUGAGUGCUUUGUGGCUUGCGGUUCUGUUCUGCUGAGCAUCUCCCUGGCGUACUACAUGAGGGAGACUUUGGCUGCGCAGUUCAGGUCCGAUGACGCCGAGAAGAUGUUAGCUGGCUUCCGCAGAAUGCUUUGCGGCAUCUGCGAUGGAGAGAUCCUGCUCGAUGGGCAGCUCAGGAUUCAAGGCCCUGGUGCUUGCCUGAAUCAGAUUCUGUCCACCAAUGCAGACUUCCAGAACAAGCCUUUUAUGGAGUUGCUUGUAGACUCCGAGGAGGAAAAGGCCCGCUUCCGUGACUUCAUUUCAACAUCUUCAAAGGCUUGUAUUAAUCCGGACAUGUAUCACGGAAUGCCACCAUGCCUUCGUGCAUCUUUGCAAGGCAAGGCCAGCACACGUGUGGGCCGCGUGGGCGUCGACCUUUUCCACGUCUCUCUGUCAAACCUCUUCGGCUCAGGGGAAGAUUACCACCUACUUGCAAUGAAGCAGGAUACAGAGAUCCAGGUGUUGCCUGACGCACGGGCGGAAGACAUCCCGCAGCAGUUGCUCAAGCGACUGGUGAGGCACAGGUCCCAAGCUCCAUCGUCCGAUUCUGGCACCUCAGGGUGCACUUGGUUACAGACUCCGCAGCUCGCUGAGAUGAUGCUCCUCGUUGAUGCCACAAAGCGCCACCAGGAUGUGUGCCAGGUGCACCUGAAGUACGCGGAGACGUCGGAGGGAGGUUGCAUGCCUACACUGCGGAGGUUUAUCCGUCCCACAGACUGGGAGUCUGUCCGUUCUCGAGUGAGGAGAUAUGCGGAAGAGGCAACUGCCAAUCCAGAGCUUGGAGAGACCUACCUCCGCCAGACGGUGUGGUUCAGGAUGCUGGACGACCCGAGGAGGUACAUGAUUGCUCGGAAAGCCAAGAUCUCUGUCCGCGCGUCACCUCGAGCACAAGGUGGAAGUGCGCAAGGUCAAGGGCUCAAACUGUGGCUCUACCUGUCAGACUUUGGGGCGCCUGAGCAACGUGCUCCUUCUGUUGAGCUCGAGGGCAUCCAGGAGAACUAG
Messenger RNA from Symbiodinium natans, 1467 nucleotides. The record is from the annotation of a GenBank genome assembly. Lineage: Eukaryota; Dinophyceae; Suessiales; Symbiodiniaceae.